This is a messenger RNA of Spodoptera littoralis (African cotton leafworm), 2316 nucleotides long. NCBI's taxonomy places the organism in Eukaryota, Metazoa, Arthropoda, Insecta, Lepidoptera, Noctuidae. The record is from the annotation of a GenBank genome assembly.
AUGUAUAAAGGAUUUACACGUAUACUAUCUCUUCAUUGUGCAGAUAAAAUACAGCCAUGUGUUCCUCCUAUUAUUAGAAAUAAUGUGUUUACGCGAAAAGGUGGUCAUAAUAUAGGUUAUAUUUUUCUACGAACGAAGAGGCACGAUAGGGGUCCUUCGGCUCUGUUUGUUCCCGUACCAGUAAAACCCAACCCUGAUGACAUAAACAUUGGGGCAGAAAUCACAGGAAGUCUGAAGAAGCAAGAUCUGCUUAAGAUCCUUAACAAAUUCUACCAGAAACCAGAGGUCAGAGUGUUGGCUUCAGAGAAUGGGUUAGAUGAACAGUUGUUGCAUCAGGCUUUUUUGUCGUUCAGAAGGCAUUGUUUAGAACAUGAUCUCCCACCUGAUUUACACAUAAUAAUAAGUGAUAUAAUACAAGGUGCUGGUCAUGUGGAUGAUUUGUUUCCAUACUUCCUACGACAUGCAAGACUGGCAUUCCCACACUUAGACUGUUUAGAUGACCUGAAAAAAAUAUCUGACUUAAGAACACCUGCAAACUGGUAUCCAGAAGCAAGAGCAAUAAAUAGGAAAAUAAUAUUCCAUGCGGGUCCCACCAAUUCUGGGAAGACUUAUCAUGCCAUGGAGAGGUUCUUGAAUUCAAAGUCUGGAGUUUAUUGCGGCCCCCUCAAACUAUUAGCAACUGAAAUUUAUCAUAAGUCUAAUAAACAUGGAACACCAUGCGAUCUAAUAACGGGUGAAGAAAGAAGACAUGCAUCGUUAUUCAACUCGUUAACUGCAAUAGAUGAGAAACACAUUGACAUACCUGAUGAAGGCAGCUUGCAACUCAAUGCUACAGAGCUAACUGCAUCCAAUCAUGUCGCGUGUACCGUUGAAAUGACGUCAAUAAAUAACAAAUAUGAAGUAGCAAUUAUAGACGAAAUUCAAAUGAUUGGUGAUAGAGGAAGAGGGUGGGCGUGGACAAGAGCAAUAUUAGGACUACAAGCUGAUGAAAUCCAUUUGUGUGGUGAAGCUGGUGCUAUAGGUUUAAUAGAAGAAAUUUGUAAUACCACUGGUGAAGAAUUAGAGGUACGCAGUUACAAAAGGCUAACAGAAUUGAAAGUAGAGGACUCGGCGCUAGGUUCACUGGACAAUGUGAAGCCGGGAGACUGUAUAGUAUGUUUCAAUAAGAACGACAUUUACAGUGUAAGUCGAGCCAUUGAACAGAGAGGACAAGAAGUAGCAGUGAUAUAUGGUAGUCUACCGCCCGGCACCAAGCUGGCACAAGCUAAUAAGUUCAAUGACCCCAACAGUUCUUGUAAGGUCAUGGUUGCUACCGAUGCUAUUGGACUUGGUAUUAAUUUGAGCAUACGGCGAAUAAUAUUUUACUCUUUAAUAAAACCAGUGGUGAAUGAAGAUGGUGACAAGGAAAUGGAUGUGAUCAGUAUAUCUCAAGCUUUACAAAUUGCUGGUCGUGCGGGCCGCUAUGGAAGUGCUUGGGAGACUGGCUACGUCACAACGUACAAACCAGAAGAUCUGGCGACGUUGAAGAAAUUGCUCGCCAACUCACCCGACCCUGUCACACAAGCUGGACUCCAUCCAACCGCUGAACAAAUGGAACUAUACGCCUAUCACUUACCUCAUGCCAGUCUUAGUAGUUUAAUGGAUAUAUUCGUGCACCUAUGCACAGUGGACGCGACGUUAUACUUCAUGUGCAAUACCGAAGCGUUCAAGUUCCUCGCAGAGAUGAUACAACACGUGCCGCUGCCGUUACGUGCGCGCUACGUGUUCUGCUGCGCGCCCAUUAACAAUAAGCUACCUUUUGUUUGUGCUACAUUCCUUAAGAUGGUGCGACAAUACAGCCGCAACGAGCCUCUAACGAAGAACUGGAUGUGUAACGCAGUGGACUGGCCACUCCCGGCUCCUAAAACUAUCAUGGACUUAGUGCAUCUCGAAUCCGUGUUUGAUGUCCUAGAACUUUAUUUAUGGCUAAGUUAUCGUUUUGCUGACAUGUUCCCGGAUGUGAAGUUGGUGCGUGACAUGGAACUCGAAUUAGACGCUAUCAUACAGCAAGGAAUAUUCCAAAUUACUAGAUUGUUAAGAAACUCAGAACAAGUACUUCGUGACGACCCGCAAAUUCAAGCUCUGAACAAUAAGAGGGCGAUUCGCGCUGGCUCCUCGCAUACGAGGCCUAAAGGGGAAGAGAGCAAGCCUAAACUCUCUGACAUGCUCGUUGCUAAGGGCCUAAUCACGCCACAGAUGCUCAAGAAACUGCAACAAGAAUUGGCCACAGAUAAAAAACCGGAAAGAAGUAAAAAUAAUAGAAAUAGGAGGAAAUGA